This is a messenger RNA of Acytostelium subglobosum LB1, 3429 nucleotides long. RefSeq lists its product as hypothetical. NCBI's taxonomy places the organism in Eukaryota, Evosea, Eumycetozoa, Acytosteliales, Acytosteliaceae. Gene Ontology annotation, biological process: sexual reproduction. The record is from RefSeq and is a predicted model, not a curated record. The transcript is spliced from 2 exons. Bases 1 to 3429 code for a protein of 1142 amino acids.
AUGCUUCUGUUGGCUUGUGUGAUUGUACAAAUAGCCAAUGGACAAUCACCUUUCACUUGGUCAGUGAACAACCAUGAUUACUAUUGGAUUCAGACAAUUAAAUAUGCCACAGAUGCUGCUGAUUACUGUGCUGCCACCUAUCCAAAUGGAUACUUGGUAACAAUCAAUUCACAAGCUGAAUGGUCAUUCAUUGAAUCUACCUUUGCCACUGAAUUGGCAGCAGAGUCAUUAUGGGUGUCGGGUAGUGAUGUCGAUGGUGAUGGAUUGUGGACAUACUCAACUGGACCAGAGACUGGCGCACCAAUGUACGACCUGACAUCAGAUCGUCUUUUCAGUUACGUCGAUUGGUGUCCAGGCGAGCCAUCUAGAGGCGAACCCUACCUGUCCUACGUGGCAGGCAAUGUACAAUACAAAUGCUUCAACAACAGAGUGUCGAAUUCGGCCAGUUACCCAUUCAUUUGCGAGGUGGGUCCCGCCGUCGAGCCUUUCCUGUUGCCAGUCAGCCAGUGGGGUGGCCAGUCCCAGAUGAGCACAGCCGCCUUCCCAGGCUCCGUAGUGUUUGGCGACAUCCAGGUCACUAUCAACUUGCAGGGCGCUGCGCCAAGCUCUGCCGUCCCAUGCAGCAAUGUCGUACACAACGCCACAAGCGAUAUGAUCACAUGCACCCUCCCCGCUGGUACCACUGGUGUGUACGACCUGAAGGUCACCGACGGUGUGCGCACCUACACCUCCACCUACCAAUACCUGCCGCCACAGAUCAACACGGUCAACCCGAGCUUCAAGUCUGGCGACACCAUCAGCAUCACCGGCACUGGCUUUGGAAACGACGCCACCAAGAUCCAGGCAACGCUUACAAUCUCCAUGAUUAGUUGUUCAAACGUUGUCAUCCUCAGCCCCAACGUAGCGUUCAGCUGCGUGCUUCAGGGCGACAUCACAAAGGGACUGUUCCCCAUCAAGGUGUCGGUUGGCGGCAUCGCAUUGGGUGUCUCGCUCAAGGCCGCCAUGUACGUGAAGGAGGAGAACAUGUACUACAACUGUUUCAACUAUCAACUGUUCUCGGACGCGGCCAACGAAAUGAUUUCGAAGCAGGUCGUCGAGGGCAUGGAUGGAUACAUGGGCUACGUCGCCACAGCGGCCGCAAGCCAAGUCCUCUACAACGGCUGUGCCUUUAUAAACUCGAACUCGAAAUACUACCGUAUGGACUCCCUCAUGAUGAACGCCAUGUACAACGGCACGGAAAUGGUCUAUCGCUACGGACCCAAGAGCGGCCCCAUCACACUCUACAACCCCGUGACCGACAUUGGCUUGUCGACCACCCAAUACUAUUACUACGACCUCGGCAGCGAGAUGACUCUCUACAGCUCGAGCGACUCAUACAUGAACCUGCUUACAGCUUUCGAUCCAAGCGUGCUAGUCACGCCCAGCUUCACCGCCGUCCAAACAUACACAAUGCCAACAAAUGGCGCGUACAUCAGUUUCAGGGUCACAUCAAUCGUGCCCGUGCUCUCCAAUGUGAGCAUGUCUCUCCUUGUCAAUGGCGUGUUGAGCCCUGUCAACGCGUCUGCCACCAACUACCAGACUUACGCGAUGGGUGUCCAGGUCCUGCCCGGCUCUGGCGGCCCCCACCAUGCAUACUUUGUCCUUGGCGGCAUCAAUGGCGCACGAUCGAGCAACUACCUCACAAUCGACUUCAUGCCACCAGUGCUUGACACAGCUUCCAACGUGGACAACGACAACUACAUCACAUUGUCUGGUAACAACUUCUCGAUCAAUGCCAACGAUAUGGUGGUCAGCGUGUUGACCAACACCAACGUCUCGCUGACUUGCACUGGUUUGGAGAUCUUGACACCAUUCCACAGCGUACGAUGUAUGGCACCAGCCUACUUUGGCAAGCAACGUCGUAUCUUUAUAACGGUUGGCGGCAAGAAGUCCAAUGUCAAGCUGUUCAACUACGCCGAGGCCAAGGUGACCGGUGUUAGCGCGAUUGGUGGUGGCGGUGGCGUUGUCACUGUCACUGGCACAGCAUUCCCAACCGACUCUGUCACAUCCUCCGUCUCCAUCGGACCAUACUCAUGUACUUCCGUUGUAGUCGACACUCCGAUCAGUCUGCACUGCACUCUUGCCGCGGGUUCUGGCACACACAACGUCACUCUCACUUUCGAUGGCUCGGUCACCGUAUCCACCUACCUGUUCUCAUACUCCCAUCCAACCGUGUCCAGUGCCACAGCUGUCAAGUACAUGGUCGGAGGAAAUGUCACCAUCUCUGGCGACUACUUCUCCGAUGUUGGCAUCGCAGUUGACAUCCAGGGACAGGCCUGCGCCAACCCCGCGGUCGCCUCUACCAACUCACUCACCUGUUCAUUCCCCGGUACUGUGGCCAUCACCGAUCUGAUUAGAUUGGGCUACGUCAACGUCACGGUCAACACAAUCAGUGGCGGCGCCUACGUCUUUGUCUACGAAAAGGUCACACCAAGCGAUGGAUGCAAGAACAACUGCAGCGGCCAUGGAGAUUGCAUCAACAAUGUGUGCGUUUGCGAAGAAGAUUGGAAGGUGAAGGACGACUGCUCGAUCAAGGGAGGCUCAGGUGGCACGCCAUCAACCGGCAACAACACCGAGGGUAACUAUCCCGGCAACUUCACAUCUGCCAUCACACAUCUGAGGGAGGUUAACUACAUGGGCAACGUCGUCAAGACUAUCGUCGUGUCAACGGCCAAGUGGAACCAGACCGAAGCAAGCGCCACUCAGCAGCUCUACCGCCGUACUUUCGACAACACCGACGCGGUGCUCGAGGUCAACAUCACAACCUACCUCUCCCCUGCCACCGUGGUCUUUGGUGGCCAGACCAUCAAAAUGGAGGCCAACUCGCUAAAGUACGUGGCAGCCGUGUACAACUGGACGUUCGCCAGCCAGUUGAACGUGCUCCAGAUCAUUUUCACGACCACUGCUCCAAUGACCUCAGUGUCCCAGUGCAAGCAGGUGGACACCGAGGCACAGAUGGACUCCAACAAGCUACAAAUCGUCGCUGGAGGCUCUGUGCUGCAGGCACAGUUUGCCAACGUGCUGCUCGUGGACAACAAGGCGCAGACAUCACUUGCCGUCCGACUUCUGGAUAGCGAUCCACUGGUCGUCGGCAUGCCCGUUGGUGCCAACGACACCAAGUACGUGAUGACAGCCGUCGCAUCGCCCGCGUUCACCGGCUCAUGUAAGAUUGACCCUUCAUUCAACUCAUUGAUCUCGGACAACUCCCAGAAUGGCGAUUCCUGCAGCACGUCCGAUAACAAGUGGAAGUUGAUCACCAUCAUUGUCCUGUGUUCCGUUGGAGGUCUGGCCAUUGCCUGUGCAACCAUAUUCAUUGUUCGUCGUAAAAUUCUCCUGAAGAAGAUGAAGCAAGACAUGCACAUGAGGUCCCUGGGCACGCACAGCUCCUAA